Messenger RNA from Musa acuminata subsp. malaccensis (wild Malaysian banana), 606 nucleotides. The record is from RefSeq and is a predicted model, not a curated record. Lineage: Eukaryota; Viridiplantae; Streptophyta; Magnoliopsida; Zingiberales; Musaceae.
AGAAAUAAAUUAUGGAUCAUCUUUUCGUCUUGUCAGAAUAAUUGUGCAGCACCUGUUUGUUCUCAGCACCCUUUAACGUUAUUCUUCACGUAUCAGUUCAGUGACUACGGGACAAAGCUGUGUAAGCUCAAAGGCGAGGAACUGGCGGCGGCCAAGGAGGGGUUCAUCGGGAUCCUGAAGCUGCUGGAGGGCGAGCUGGGAGACAAGAAGUACUUCGGCGGCGACGCCUUCGGCUUCGUCGACGUCACGCUCGUCCCCUUCGUGUCCUGGUUCUACACCUACGAGACCUGUGCCGGCUUCAGCAUGGAGGAGUUAGCGCCCAAGCUGGUGGCGUGGGGCAAGCGGUGCAUGGAGCGGGAGAGCGUGGCCAAGACACUGUCCGACCCCCAAAUGGUCUACGAGUUCGUGGACCGCCUCAAGAAGAGAAUCGGAGUCGAGUAGUCUACAAUAGUAGUAGUAGUGACUGUGUGUUGCAUGGUGUUUGCCUGCAUUGUUGCAGCUGCUUUGUGUGUCUGAUGGCAUUGCAGUUGCCCUCUCUGAACAUCGUAUCUUUCUUGGUGGUGUUAUAUGGGACAUGCAGCUUCAUCUCAUUAAAAAAUAGGCAGA